GAGUCCUGCAUUAAGGGUCAUCGCUCCUCGUCGUGUCAGCAUACAGAUCGACCUCUGUACGAGAUCAAGAAGAAAGGCCGUCCAGUAUCGCAAUGCAACAAGUGUCGUGAACUGCGUAGAACAAAGCGGAUGCACAACAAGUGCAACUGUGUGCCCGGCGUCUGCACCGAACUAUCCAGCAGCGAGAGCAAUGAGGUUGGCUCAUCAAGCGGGACGUCCUCGCCUGAAAAACGUGCAGUGACUCCUUUACUACUUCAUGGUCGUACAUCCUUACAUGUCUCAUAG
Postia placenta MAD-698-R-SB12 is the source of this 285-nucleotide messenger RNA. RefSeq lists its product as hypothetical. The transcript has a single exon. Lineage: Eukaryota; Fungi; Basidiomycota; Agaricomycetes; Polyporales; Adustoporiaceae. Gene Ontology annotation, cellular component: nucleus. The annotation marks the transcript as partial. Gene Ontology annotation, biological process: intracellular iron ion homeostasis; positive regulation of transcription by RNA polymerase II; intracellular copper ion homeostasis. The record is from RefSeq and is a predicted model, not a curated record. Gene Ontology annotation, molecular function: DNA-binding transcription factor activity, RNA polymerase II-specific; RNA polymerase II cis-regulatory region sequence-specific DNA binding; copper ion binding.